Molecule: messenger RNA, 1213 nt
Organism: Choloepus didactylus (southern two-toed sloth)
Lineage: Eukaryota; Metazoa; Chordata; Mammalia; Pilosa; Megalonychidae
Gene: PPIC
Product: peptidylprolyl isomerase C
Exons: 5
Coding region: 64-702 (212 amino acids)
Biological process (GO): protein folding; protein peptidyl-prolyl isomerization
Cellular component (GO): intracellular membrane-bounded organelle
Molecular function (GO): peptidyl-prolyl cis-trans isomerase activity
Source: RefSeq, a predicted model, not a curated record
AGCCAGCCGGGCGUCCCGCCAGGGACUUCGGUCGCGUCCAAGCCGCUGCCGCCAGCGCUCACCAUGGGCCCGGGUCCCCAGCUGUGGCUACCUCUGGUGCUCUGCGCGGGGCUCGGUGUGCUCGUGUCUUGUUCUGGUGCCUCGGGCGUCCGCAAGCGAGGCCCCUCGGUGACGGACAAGGUCUUUUUUGAUGUGAGAAUUGGAGACAAAGAGAUUGGCAGAAUUGUGAUUGGCCUGUUUGGAAAAGUUGUGCCUAAGACUGUGGAAAAUUUCGUUGCUCUGGCAACUGGAGAAAAAGGAUAUGGAUAUAAAGGAAGCAAAUUUCAUCGUGUCAUCAAAGAUUUCAUGAUUCAAGGAGGAGACUUCACUGCUGGAGAUGGCACUGGAGGUAUUAGCAUUUAUGGUGAAACAUUUCCAGAUGAGAACUUCAAGCUAAAGCAUUAUGGCAUUGGGUGGGUCAGCAUGGCCAAUGCUGGGCCUGACACCAAUGGAUCUCAGUUCUUUAUCACCUUGACCAAGCCCACCUGGUUAGAUGGCAAACAUGUGGUAUUUGGGAAAGUCCUCGAUGGGAUGACAGUGGUGCACUCUAUAGAACUUCAAGCAACUGAUGGGCAUGACCGUCCACUCACAGACUGCCAGAUCGUCAACAGUGGCAAGAUAGAUGUGAAAACACCCUUUGUGGUUGAAGUCAAUGACUGGUGAUAUGACUGACUGAAAAAGGGAAACAUAAUCUAGCAUGUGUGUGUUUAUGCAUGUGUGCACAUGCAUCUUUCAAUUCUUCAAAGUUACUGUCUUGCUUUGUUUUUCUUUACUUUAAUUUCCCAUCCAGAUCAUAGGAAAGUUACAAAAAUCAACCAACUCAAAGUUUGGUUUGCAUGAAUUUGGUAAAUCACUUGUUUAGGGUCUUUGCCCUUUAACAAGAUAUAUCUCUUCCCCCCAGUGGUGCUAUUUUUAAAGCAGAAAACUUUUUAUUGACUAUUUCUAAGAACACAUUCAUUAUUUUACUUAAUUCAUUGGGAUCCUCAUGUUGGACUAUGUUAAAAAUCUGUCCAAAAAAAGAAGAGGACAUGAAGUUUAUUAUUCUGUAUUCAAACAAAAAUUCUUUUCAGGUAAAGGACAAAUUGAUUGGUGUAAUCUGAUACAUGUCAUAGGGUUUCAACUUGAUAGAAGGUGCUUUGGUGUUUUCCAUAUUAAAUACUUUUUAUAUGAAUCA